GCCUCCGCCGUUCCGCUGCGCUCCAAUCGCCGUUCACCAACGACCACCUCCCGACCGAUCUUGCGUCCUCAACCCGGCUCUACCUGCGCAACCGCAACCGCGACCUCCACCACUGCAUCCACGCCCGCACCUGUCUAUCCCGCCUCCACCUCCACAUCUCGUCGCCCGCCAUGCCUGGUACCGCGAUUGCAAGCUCGACCCCGAUCUGGGUCCCCGGCACCCGCUGGGAUCUCUAUUCGCACUGCUGCGUCUGGAAUCCCACCGCGAGGAAGGUCGACGUCUACGAAUGCGUUAUUGCUCAUGACUCUGCCCCUGGCACCGAGGUGUGUACCGUCUCGCGAUCUCGUUGCCAUCCAGUUUUUUUCCAUCAUGGUCGCCAUCGGUGCCCCGCGGGCGCAUCCCUUGUUACAUGCGUCAUACCUUCCCGCCACCCGCUUCCGCUGAAACCCUGUUUCUGACUCGUUUCGAUGACAGCCGCCCAGCGGAUAUUGGCGCUUCCUCGCCCGUCGGUGACUGAUCGCCUCCGACGAGGGCCGUCCCGCCAUGCACGGCAGCCCAAUCCGCGGACAGGCCCCUUCGCAACGCACGUCGGGCCCGCAAUAAUCUCGACACUAGCGUCAUUCUUCGGGGACACCACACGAUGCCGUGCCGAUCAGCUUCCAGCCUGCCUAAUACCCCGCUCAGACCAAAGCUGGGUCGCGUUCUCCCGCUGGAGCUCACAUGCACGUCCAAUUCGGUCAUCGUUAUCGGUCGUUCCCACCGAGACGCCAUCGCACCCCGUUUGUUUGCGGAUGGAAGUUAUGCUUAUUUUUAAUCACAACCGGCUUCGAUACUCUAUAUCACAUCUUGUUCCCCGCCCAUAUUCUGCCCCGACGUGUUCACACCCCCCGCCGUUCAUAUUGCUUUUGCUCUGUCGUCUGCCCUUCCUCGUCGCUCGAAUUUGGUGUAAUGGUAUCUGUUUUGGUUUCGCCGUUGGUGAUCGGUAGAAUCGCGGGGCGAUCUUUUGGGGGUUAGAUGCGAAAGACAACUGUAAUCCGUCCGACUUUUGUAUCCACUAUGUUCUCUUGCAACGUCGAUGUCAUUUUGCUAUUCCGGGAGUUCUCGCGCGCGGGUGUGAACGCGCCAUAGGGAGAAGGUCAGCGGCGGCAAGUGGUCGCGCGACUGCUGUUUCCUCCUUGCCUCACGCCAUGUACCGCACCUUACUCGCUCGGGCUUCUGCUCCCAAAACAUCCGCCGCCACACGUUAUCGCGUCCAUCUAUCUCAGCGGCAGCUCUCGCGAACCCCGUCCGCUCGCGCCGACCCUUACCUUCUCCCCCACACGCCCGAACACGUCCAGGCCUCCCAACGCAAUAAUGAAGCUGCGGAAGGCGGGAUCGAGGUGGACGUGAGCGCGGCGGAUGUCCCGUAUCCGAAGCCGCUCGAGCGCACGGGCGAGUCGACGGCGACGAAGCGGGCAAGACUCGUGUACCAGUCGCGCAAGCGCGGCACGCGGGAGACCGAGCUGCUCCUCAGCACGUUUGCGCAGGAGCAUCUGGCGGCCAUGAGCGCGGACGAGAUGACGCAGUUCGACAAGCUCAUGGACGAGCCGGAUUGGGACAUCUAUUACUGGGCGACGGGCAAGAAGACGCCGCCGGCGCGUUGGUCGGAGUCGGCCGUGCUCGAGAAGCUGAAGAAACACGCGAAGAACGAGGGCCGCGUCGUCCGCCGCAUGCCCGAGCUCUGAACGUUGUCGAACUUUGCGCACCGGUAGCCCUCGAUGGCUCGCAGUAACUCGCAGCUGUACCCGGUGCUCCCUGUGCUCUUUUUCAGUGCACAGUGCCCAGCCUCCGACGGUCGGCGCAUCCCCCGUUGCGCUCUAGGGCCCGGUCUGGGCUCUUGUUGCAUAUUACUGGUGUAUACUGCCCUGCACUGCCUGAUCACGAAGAUUUUUGGUGUGCAACUACUAGAACUUGGGGGUGCAUUUCGAUCUCCGCGUGCUGCGUAGCGCCGAG
Molecule: messenger RNA, 1992 nt
Organism: Punctularia strigosozonata HHB-11173 SS5
Lineage: Eukaryota; Fungi; Basidiomycota; Agaricomycetes; Corticiales; Punctulariaceae
Product: DUF339-domain-containing protein
Exons: 3
Coding region: 1188-1724 (178 amino acids)
Biological process (GO): mitochondrial respiratory chain complex II assembly; tricarboxylic acid cycle; protein-FAD linkage
Cellular component (GO): mitochondrion
Source: RefSeq, a predicted model, not a curated record